ACAAAAUGUAACGUAUUAUUAUUAUUAUUAUAAUCAGUAAUAAUGCUAGUAACGCAUUGGUUGCUCUUCAGAGAGAACCAAAUCAACAUAAUCUGAGCGAGUGAAAAAAAAGUCAUCAAUGAAGAAAGAAGGGUGUGAGAUUGAAGCAAGAGGAAUCAACUACAAGAUUUCCAUUUACAAAACACAGUUACACCCUUUCAAAAUCUUCAACAAACACCAACAUCAAGAACCAAAAGUAAAGUUUGUUCUGAAGGAAGUAAACUGCAGGGCAAAACCAUGGGAAAUCCUUGCAAUUGUUGGUCCAAGUGGUGCUGGAAAAUCAUCCUUGCUUGAAGUUCUUGCCGGAAAGCAUACUCCGCAGAACGGGGCGGUUUUCGUCAAUCAAAGACCUGUCGACAAGGCUCGGUUUAACAAGAUUUCAGGCUAUGUUACACAAACAGACACCCUUUUCCCUCUACUCACGGUUGAAGAAACUCUCAUGUUCAGUGCCAAGCUGCGUCUCAGGCUUCCCCAUGCUCAGCUAAGAUCUAAGGUGAAGUUGCUGGUUCAAGAACUUGGCCUCGACCAUGUAGCCACAACCCGGGUGGGUGACGACAGGGUUCGUGGGAUAUCUGGCGGCGAAAGGCGGCGAGUUUCUAUCGGAGUUGACGUGAUUCAUGAUCCUAAAGUAUUAAUUCUUGAUGAGCCAACUUCAGGGCUUGAUAGUACUUGUGCUUUGCAGAUUAUUGACAUGCUUAAGGUGAUGGCCGAGACGAGAGGCAGGACUAUAAUACUAAGCAUUCACCAGCCCGGUUUUCGAAUUGUCAAGAUGUUUAAUUCCAUUCUGUUAAUGGCUAAUGGUUCGGUGUUGCACCACGGGAGUGUCGAUCAGCUUGGUUCUGAUUUGCAGAAGAUGGGACUGCAGCUUCCUCUUCAUGUGAAUGUUGUUGAGUUUGCUAUUGAAUCCAUAGAGGCAAUUCAGGGACAGAAAACGGAACUGCGAAUUCCGUCAUUCGUUAACAAGGUAACAGAGGGAGGUGAGAGUAGGAAGUUCACUCUGCAACAACUUUUUCAACAAUCUAAAGUUGUGGACGAGGACAUUAUUAGUACUGCUGGAAUUGAUGCUCCACCUGGUUAUGCAAAUUCAAGAUUUCACGAAACUAUAAUCCUGACUCAGAGAUUCUCCAAGAACAUAUUCAGAACCAAGGAGCUGUUCGCAUGCAGGACAAUCCAGAUGCUGAUUUCUGGGAUUGUUUUAGGUUCCAUAUUUUGCAAUGUUAAAGACGAUUUAACAGGAGCCGAAGAGAGAGUCGGCCUAUUCGCAUUCAUUUUGACAUUCUUGCUCUCUUGCACAACAGAAGCUUUGCCAAUUUUCUUACAAGAGAGGGAAAUUCUAAUGAAAGAGACAUCCUGUGGGAGCUACAGAGUUUCAUCGUAUGCAAUUGCGAACGGGCUGGUUUACUUGCCAUUUCUGCUCAUUCUAGCCAUUUUAUUCUCAGUCCCAUUAUACUGGUUAGUCGGUCUCAAUCCGAGUUUCUCAGCAUUCAUGCACUUCCUGCUGCUCAUAUGGUUGAUUCUAUACACUGCAAAUUCCGUCGUGGUAUGCUUCAGCGCCUUGGUACCUAACUUCAUUGUCGGUAAUUCAGUGAUAUCAGGAGUAAUGGGCUCGUUCUUUUUGUUCUCGGGAUACUUCAUAUCAAAGCAUGGGAUGCCCAAUUACUGGAUAUUUAUGCAUUACAUAUCACUUUUUAAGUACCCGUUCGAAGGGUUUCUGAUAAACGAGUUCUCCAAGUCCGGAAAAUGCUUACAGACGAUGUUCGGGACAUGCAUGGUUCGCGGAGAAGAUAUUCUGCGCGAAGAAGGAUACGGAGAAGAAAGCCGAUGGAGAAAUGUGGGGAUUAUGGUUGGUUUCAUAUUUGUUUACAGGUUCAUAUCUUAUGUCAUUCUUAGGUGUAAAUGCAGAUGCAAAUGCUCAGUCACAAGUCUCAAGGCGAGUGAUGUAUGAAUCAAUUACCUUAAUUUGUGCUCUCUCUCUCACGGGAUACAACUAGAUGGUUCACAUGCAUUUGGAAUUUACUUGAGAUAGCAGCCAAGAAAGAAACAAAAGAAGUGUAUUAUCUACCAACAUAUUCAUAUUCUAUCAAUCAACAUUGCUUUUUCUUUC
Messenger RNA from Mercurialis annua (annual mercury), 2143 nucleotides. Its product is annotated as ABC transporter G family member 5. Gene Ontology annotation, molecular function: ATP hydrolysis activity; ATP binding; ABC-type transporter activity. Lineage: Eukaryota; Viridiplantae; Streptophyta; Magnoliopsida; Malpighiales; Euphorbiaceae. The record is from RefSeq and is a predicted model, not a curated record. Gene Ontology annotation, cellular component: membrane. The coding region runs from base 119 to 1984 and encodes 621 amino acids. Gene Ontology annotation, biological process: transmembrane transport. The transcript has a single exon.